AUGGGACCCGCCUCGUUGCGCGUGCGCGCGGGCACGGACUCGCUGCGCAUGCGCGCGCGGUGGGCGCCCCCCGCCUCGUUGCGCGUGCGCGCGGGAACGGACUCGCUGCGCAUGCGCGCGCGAUGGGACCCCGCCUCUCCGCGCGUGCGGCCGGCGAUCGGGCUCGCCUUGCAUGCGAUCGGCCCCGCCUCGGCGCGCAUGCGCGCAGCGAUCGGACUCGCCUCGGCGCGCCUGCGCGCAGCGGUCGGACUCGCCUCGGCGCGCGUGCGCGCAGCGAUCGGACUCGCCUCGGCGCGCGUGCGCGCAGCGAUCGGACUCUCCGCGCGCGCGAUCGGACCCGCCCCCCCGCGCGUGCGCGCAGCGAUCGGACCCGCCUCGCCGCGGGCGCGAUCGGACCCGCCCCGCCGCGCAUGCGCGCAGCGAACGGACCCCGCCCCGCCGCGGGCGAGCAACGGCCGUUCCCGGCGCCUGCGCAGCGGCGCGGCCGACGACGACGACGACGACGACGACGACGACGACGACGACGGGCGGUCUCUCCUCAGGUCUGUGGAGAGUGUCGGCCGGGCCGUGACGUCGCGGGGAGCCCUUGCAAGGGCGGGCCAUGCGCGGGGGGGGGCAGCCGCCGGACGGGGCCCCGCCGCCUCACCCACCAGUAGCAGCAGCAGCAGCGGCAGGAAGACGUCGGUCCGGGGCCGCCCCGCCAUGGCCGGAGGAGGCGGCGGCAGCGGCAGCGGUAGCUACACGGACCUGCGGCAGAAGCUCAAGUCCCUCAGUUGGCGGGACUCCGGCGCCGCCGCCGCCAACAAGCGCAAGUACCGCGAGGACUCGGACUCGGAGCGGAGCGACUGCGAGGAGGAGCCGCCGUCGCCUCAGCAACCGCCGCCGCCGCCGCCUCAGGACCCGGCCGCCCCUCCUGCUCCUCCGCCCGCCGCCGCCGCCCAGCCCCCGCAGGCCGAGGAGGCCCGCCGGGUGCAGAGCGGCAUCCGCCAGCUGCGCCUGUUCAGCCCGGACGAGUGCGCCAAGAUCGAGGCCCGCAUCGACGAGGUGGUGUCGCGGGCCGAGAAGGGCCUGUACAACGAGCGCACGGUGGACCGGGCCCCGCUGCGCAACAAGUACUUCUUCGGCGAGGGCUACACGUACGGGGCCCAGCUGCAGAAGCGCGGGCCCGGCCAGGAGCGGCUCUACCCGCCGGGCGACGUGGACGAGAUCCCGCCCUGGGUGCACCGGCUGGUCAUCCGCAAGCUGGUGGCCCACCGGGUCAUCCCCGACGGCUUCGUCGACAGCGCCGUCAUCAACGACUACCAGCCCGGCGGCUGCAUCGUCUCCCACGUGGACCCCAUCCACAUCUUCGAGCGGCCCAUCGUGUCCGUGUCCUUCUUCAGCGACUCGGCCCUCUGCUUCGGCUGCAAGUUCCAGUUCAAGCCCAUCCGCGUGUCGGAGCCCGUGCUCUUCCUGCCCGUGAGGAGGGGCAGCGUCACCGUGCUCAGUGGAUAUGCAGCCGAUGAAAUCACCCACUGCAUACGGCCACAGGACAUCAGGGAGCGGCGAGCCGUCAUCAUCCUUCGAAAGACAAGACUUGAUGCUCCUCGUUUGGAAACCAAAUCCCUGAGUAGCUCUUCAUUGCCGCCCGGUUACCCUUCUGAUCGUCUGUCAGGAAGCAACAGGGACCAGAUCCUGAAACCAAAGCGGUCCCAUCGGAAAGCUGAUCCCGAUGCCGCUCACAGGCCGCGGAUUUUAGAAAUGGAUAAAGAAGAGAACCGGCGCUCCGUCCUCUUACCGAAGCACAGGAGACGGAGCAGCUUGAGCUCAGAGAACUAUUGGCGGAAGUCUUCCGAGCACACCGAGGGCUCCGCCGGCGCCGAGGGGGAUGGCAGCCCGGCCCGCAAAGUCAAGAUGAGGCGACACUGAGGGGGCCGGCUUCCCCACCUCCCCCGCCCCGCCCAAAAGACUUCUGAGCUGCAGAAACCAGCCUCCCUGUUCUGUGAAAACUCUUUCUUUUCGGCUAUUUCUCAUAUAGCUUUUUGUUUUGUUUUUUUUAGGGCUGAAGAAAAGGUUUGGCACGAGAUCCAGAUUAAUUUUUCUUUUGUUUUCCUAAAGGGAAACACCUUUAAGGCGUUUGCUGCCGGAGCCGGUCAUAUACCACCGGUUGCCGUGGGGUGGUCUGUCCGAGGGUCGCCUGGUCCCCCACGAAGCAGACAUUAGAGCUGUGCCAGCUAUGUGUUUGUUUAAACACCAAAAAAUGUUUAACUGUUUCACUGCUGAGGAUUCAAGAGGUUUUUUUUUUUUCAUUUAAGUGUAAAUUUUUUUUUAAUGUUCUAAAUAUAUUGUUUGACCCCAAAAGCUGAGACUUGGCCAUGGCCUCUUAGCUUUACACUUUAACCUCUCAAAGGGGCUGCUAAAACUCCUAGCUCAUUAGUGGAGCUCAUGUCCCGAGCUCCCCUCUAGUAAAGGGAUGGGAGCUUGAAGUUUGCAAAUAUCAUCUUCAGCAGCGGGCUUCGGAGCGCAGGGCUCACCUAAACAUUUAGGAUGGGUUUUUUUGUCUUUUAAUCCUGUUGUCCUCCCCCCCCCCCGCCCCAAAAAAAAAAAUAUUUGGCCUCUGGGCCUUCCAGCUGUACUCCCAGAUCUGUUCUGUCUUCAGAUAGGCAUUUGUCACACUUAGGAAGUUAGCUUAAGGUCUGGGGUUAAGGUGGGGAGUAGACUUUCUAUCCUCCAGAAGGGACAGAAGUAAAACCCUUACCUCCACAGACCCCCGUCUCUUAAAUUAGGUCUUUAUCUCAAAUUUUCAGCCGUGCAUGUGGGUGUCUGAACACGUUGGACAAGUCAGACUUUGUUUCAGGAACUUCGGUAAGCUAAUGAACACCACCCUCAAAGCCUAGGGAGGUUUUUUUUGUUGUUGUUGGGAUUGUGGGGCUUGUUUUGCUUCUCCUCCUCUUCCUGAAGAGCUCCCCACACUGCAUGUUCAUCCCUCGGAAUCUCACCCUUAUUCUUCACCAGGUUGGCUGGCUGGCUGGCAGGACUCUGGCACCUCGAUCUCUGUACUAGAGAAGGGGCUGGGGGUGGCGGGAAGAAGAGAACCUGUUAAUCUCUCGCAGCUCCCCCUCCUCCCCGGUGGCUGGGAUGGUCCUUUCCCAGCGUGGUGAUGGCGGCGGAGAAAUCCCCUCCAACUGUUUGAGCACAGAGGUGUCCUGUGCCAGUCGAGCACUGUUAUCUGACUGAGUUUCUGGGGAACAGGACUCGUUCUUGGGUUGAGAUAGUUUGGAGCGGUGACUGUCUGUAGGGGAAGCAGAUGUGCAGUCUUCCGACUCUAGCGGAGAAGGAAAAUGUGAGUCACCGAGGAUGGUUUAUUAGGUUAGAAUAAGUAAUGGGAAGGGCUCUUUAAGAAUACUGCAGAUUUUUUUUUUUUUCCCCAAACAGGCCCACAGUACUCUUUCUUCUGCUCCUUUAUAUUCACUGGCUUGUUGACUCUAAAGAUAAACAAGAAGGAAAACCCAACUUUUGGCUUUAAGGGGUUAAUCUUGUCUUCUUGGGGGUCUUAUUUUAUUUUUUUGCUUGGUUAUCUUUCUGUUCCGUCUUAACUUGCCUGAGGCCUGAAAGUUGCGGAGGUUUGGGGUCUGGUAAUAAAUUUAGAACCCUCUUUUAAAAAAACGAAAAUUUAAAAUUAAAAAAAAAAAAUUGAUUCCUUGAAUCUGGACUUCAGUACUAAAGCAGUUGCAGUUUUAUUUUUUUUUACAGCUUUUUCCUCCCCCCCCCCCAAAAAAAAUUAUUUGUAGUUUUUGUGUGUUCAGCACUUUGCUAUGAUCUGUGUGCUUUACAAUAAAAACAAAAUCUAAUAUAUUUUGAAACACAUCGUC
Messenger RNA from Tachyglossus aculeatus (Australian echidna), 3851 nucleotides. It is a transcript of the gene ALKBH5, whose product is annotated as alkB homolog 5, RNA demethylase. Gene Ontology annotation, biological process: mRNA export from nucleus; mRNA processing. Lineage: Eukaryota; Metazoa; Chordata; Mammalia; Monotremata; Tachyglossidae. The coding region runs from base 1 to 1908 and encodes 635 amino acids. The transcript has 6 exons. The record is from RefSeq and is a predicted model, not a curated record. Gene Ontology annotation, cellular component: nucleus. Gene Ontology annotation, molecular function: oxidative RNA demethylase activity.